This is a messenger RNA of Sphaerodactylus townsendi, 1717 nucleotides long. RefSeq names its product leptin (gene LEP). Gene Ontology annotation, biological process: signal transduction. The transcript is spliced from 3 exons. The record is from RefSeq and is a predicted model, not a curated record. NCBI's taxonomy places the organism in Eukaryota, Metazoa, Chordata, Lepidosauria, Squamata, Sphaerodactylidae. Gene Ontology annotation, molecular function: hormone activity. The coding region runs from base 28 to 528 and encodes 166 amino acids. Gene Ontology annotation, cellular component: extracellular region.
AGAGCAGCAGCCGUGGCCACAAGGAAGAUGGGCGACGCGGCGGGCCUCUCCUGGCGCGGCCUCGCGUGGCUCUGGGUGGCCGCCCUCUACAGCCAGCUGGUGGGCGCCGAUCUCCGCUCGGACAUCCAGGCCCUUUCGGAGGUCACCAUCGCCCGCGUCCAACAGUUCCCGGAGCUGCGCCUGCGGAUCCGCGGCUUGGAGUUCAUCCCGGAGCGGCUACCGGCGGCCAGACUCGGGGCCAUCGACGGGGCCCUGGAGCGCUUCCAGCAGGUGCUGGGCGCGCUGCUGCAACAGGAGCCGGCGGCUCAGGUGUCCAACGACGUGGAGAACCUGCGCAGCCUCUGGCAGCGGCUGGCCGCCCACCUGGGCUGCCCCCUCCACACGCCGCCCUCCUCGCAGGCCGACCUGGGCCAGCUGCGGGCCCGCCUCGACGACUCCGCCUUCACCGUCGUCUCCGUCACCUUCGACCGGCUGCGCGAACUCCUGCGCUUCAUCCGAGGCCACGUCGACCAAGUCCGGAGCUGCUAGCGGAGGGCCCAGAGCGCCCCCCACCCCCCCCCCCGCGCCAGAGCCUCCCCUGCACAAGGACCGACACCCCCCCCCCCCAGCUGCCAUCCGGAUUUAACUGAGCCCAGCACGCCCAGGCAGACUUGCAGGGGGGAGCCCGGAGUGGUGUGGAGUCCCCGGAGACUGUGGAACCGUCUUGUGCAGGGAGGGGCGGGGGGGGGGACAUUGACUCAAGGCCUUCUGGUCUACCGCGAGGAGUGCGGGGCUCCCCCGAAGCCCCCAGAUUUCCCAAGCGCACCCCGCUGUCCUCGUCCCUCUGGCCGGGCUUCGGGGGGGGGGGGGGCGGCGGCGACCGCCGGCACGUGCCCUGCCCCUUAAGGAGGUCCGGGGCUGGAGGGGCGUCAGUGGCGGCAGGUGUGCCCAGGUGGUCGCCCUUUACAGCCACCACGGCCGGCAAUAACAAUCCUCCCCCCCCCGCGCCCGUGAUGGGGGGGGGGGCUCCUAAACUGUCCUCCUCCGCGCUUCUUCCGGUGCGGGGCAGACCCGAAGAGCCCCAGGCAAGGACGGAGAGGCGCCCGGUCCCCGCCCUCUCUUGCGCUGCAGCGGCGCCAUGGAAGGGCCAGCCGGUCGGGCGCUCUCAGCCUCGCCUACCUCACAGGGAGGGUUGUAGUGAAGAUCAGUCGGAAGGGAGGGGAAUGACGUGAGCCGCUGGCUGUGCGUCCCCACUGGGGAGAAAGGAAGGCGGCGCGCAACCGACGCGACUCGAACAAACCUCCCAGCUGCUGGGGCGGCGGCGUGGGGGGGGGGAUUGUUCACGAGUGGGAAUCCCCCCCCAAAGUACAUCGGAGGCCGCCCAGUAGGGCCCCAGCAACUCUCGGGGGGAGGGUCUAGCCCCCGACUCCGCGGCCCCGCCUUCCUUUGCCAGACCACCCCUCCCCCGCGGGGCGCAGGGAGGGCCGGGGCCCCCGAGCCACGCCUGCCAACAGCGCGCCCUCUCCGGAAGAGCCCCCCCCCCCGCAGAAGGCGGGCAAGAGGGGGGGCGUCGCUUGGUCGGUUUCUACGGAGCUGCUCAGAACUUUCCGGGGGGGGGGGGUUCACCUGGACCCAGCAUCCGUGUCCUGCCUUCAUGAUGGCACCUGAAAGACAGAAAUGCAGCGUCUAUUUUUAUUAAUUUUUACAGUCCGGUGAAUAAAGGUGAACGUUGUUGUUA